Molecule: messenger RNA, 1440 nt
Organism: Fusarium sp. VM40
Lineage: Eukaryota; Fungi; Ascomycota; Sordariomycetes; Hypocreales; Nectriaceae
Source: the annotation of a GenBank genome assembly
AUGGCGUCCGUUUCGACUUCGGCUCUGCCUAAGCAGAACCCUGCUCUCAGACGCACCGUCACCUCAACUACUGUGACGGAUACUGAGUCUGCCGCCGUCUCUCCUUCGGAUUCUCCCCGGCACUCAGCCUCUUCCACCUCGCUUUCGUCCAUGUCCGAGGCCGACAUUUCCAAGUCCAAGACCGAGUACGGUGUCAUGCUUGACACCUACGGCAACAAGUUCGAGGUUCCUGACUUCACCAUCAAGGACAUCUACAACGCCAUCCCCAAGCACUGCUUCCAGCGCUCUGCCCUCAAGGGAUACGGCUACAUCCUUCGCGACAUUGUCCUCCUCGGCACCACUUUCAGCAUUUGGUACAACUUUGUCACCCCCGAGUACAUCCCCUCAACCCCCGUCCGCGCUGGUCUGUGGGCCGUCUACACCAUUCUUCAGGGUCUUUUCGCUACCGGUAUCUGGGUUAUCGCCCACGAGUGCGGUCAUGGCGCUUUCUCCGACUCUCGCCUUGUCAACGAUGUGACUGGUUGGGUUCUUCACUCUUCCCUCCUCGUCCCCUACUUCAGCUGGCAAAUCUCCCACCGAAAGCACCACAAGGCUACCGGCAACAUGGAGCGUGACAUGGUCUUCGUUCCCCGCACUCGCGAGCAGCAGGCUUCUCGCCUCGGCAAGAUGACCCACGAGCUCGCUCAUCUCACUGAGGAGACUCCUGCUUUCACUCUGCUCAUGCUCGUUCUCCAGCAGCUCGUCGGCUGGCCCAACUACCUCAUGACCAAUGUUACCGGCCACAACUACCACGAGCGCCAGAAGGAGGGUCGUGGCGAGGGCAAGCACAACGGUCUUGGCGGCGGUGUUAACCACUUCGACCCCCGCAGCCCUCUUUACGAGCACAAGGAUGCCAAGCUUAUCGUCAUGAGUGAUAUCGGUAUUGCCAUCACCGCCACUGCUCUGUACUUCCUCGUCCAGCAGUUCGGUUUCUACAACAUGGCCAUCUGGUACUUCGUUCCCUACCUCUGGGUUAAUCACUGGCUCGUUGCCAUUACUUUCCUCCAACACACCGACCCUACCCUUCCUCACUACACCAACGAGCAGUGGAACUUUGUCCGUGGCGCCGCCGCUACCAUUGACCGUGAGAUGGGAUUCAUCGGCCGCCAUCUCCUCCACGGUAUCAUCGAGACCCACGUCCUUCACCACUACGUCAGCAACAUCCCCUUCUACAACGCCGACGAGGCUACCGAGGCCAUUAAGCCUAUCAUGGGCAAGCACUACCGCGCUGAUGUUGAGGACGGUCCCCGAGGUUUCAUCCGUGCCAUGUACAAGAGCGCCCGUAUGUGCCAGUGGGUUGAGCCCAGCGCUGAUGCCGAGGGUGCCGGUAAGGGAGUUCUCUUCUUCCGUAACCGCAACCACGUCGGCACCCCGCCUGCUACCAUCAAGCCCGUUGCUUAA